CUUGAGAAAAAUUUUAAAUUCUUUGUUACUAGAAAUGUCCUUAGUGGGUAUCCUGGUGCCCCUGGGUUUUUCGUGUGUUCAGACCUUGCCAGAGCCCUCUGGGGAGUGGUUGGAGUCCUGUUCUGGAUGGAGGUGGAGGGUGCAUGGGUUGUGGUUCUCACUUUGUAAAGAUUUUGUAGUGUCCAUUCUUAGCAACUAGCAUUUGCGAUAGGUUAACUUCAAUAGGUGCUUCUCUUUUUGACUUUUAAUGGUGUUAUUAGAUUCAUUUAAUUUGUCCUGCUGUCUAGUUUGCUUUUAUUUUCCAGGCCUUUGGAAACAUAAAACAAGAUGCCCUAAACCUGCCUUUGUACUUUUUAAAAACAAAGCGUUAAUGUCUGUGAAUCCCUGUUUUCAGUUCUCUGUAAACAUAAAUCUACUUACAUAACUCAGAUGGAGAAUGUAAUGUGAGUUGCUGGAUUUUUGCUGCUGUUUCAACAGGACAUUGUUGUGCUGUAGGAGGCGGUGUUCAUUUUGAUGAGGAAUAAUUACAAUAAUGUUAUUGAGACAAAUGCCUCAAAUUGACUUUAUGGAACACAGCCUAAUUAACUUUUAAUCUUAAUAGGAUGUUAGCAGUAGUAAGGAUGAUCGUGUUUCCUCCUCUAAGCAAGUGUCAAUUAUACUGAAUUGAGUCGAUUUUCAACUGCUCACAGCAGCCUCUAGGCCUUCCUCCAGAUACAGGGAAGCCAGAGUCCAGGAUUAAAUAACUCGGGGAUUAUGGUUAUGUUUCCAAACAAUUUGUAAGGCAUUCACUUAAAUUUGACUUCAUUCUAUAAUGGUAAAUGGAAGCAUCCCACAGUGUCCUGCGUGGGAUGAUUCUGUCUCUGUAGCCAGAAUAGAAGUACUGAACUUUUACUAGAUUAUAAUGGUUAUAGUGGUUAAUGAUCUCAGUCAGGGCCUUGCUUUGUGUCCUACUCCAGACCCAGACUUACAGGAAUUAAUGGAUGGACCAUGAUAGGCUUUACCUGAAUGCCAGUUUUAAUGUCUGCCAUUGGGUUCCUUUCUUCCUUCCAUUUCAAAUGUUUUGUUUGCUUCAUUUGAACUCUUUUCUGAAUGCAGGUAGAGCUUCAGACCUCUACUUCAGAUGCUUUGUUUGCUUCCUUUGGGCUCUUUCUGGAUACAGAACAAGAUGGUAGAACCACCUCGGUUGUGGAGAGGAUUCAAAGAGAUGAAGCAGGGAAAACACAACAGUCCCUGGAAAUACAACUGGAGCAUGCAAAGCAAGCCUUUGUGCAACGGGACAAUGCUAGGACUGGGAGAGUCACAGCCAUUGACUUCCGAGACAUCAUGGUCACCAUCCGCCCCCAUGUCUUGACUCCUUUUGUAGAAGAAUGUCUAGUAGCUGCUGCUGGAGGUACCACAUCCCAUCAAGUUAGUUUCUCCUAUUUUAAUGGAUUUAAUUCGCUCCUUAACAACAUGGAACUCAUUAGAAAGAUCUACAGCACUCUGGCUGGCAACAGGAAAGAUGUCGAAGUGACUAAGGAGGAGUUUGUUCUGGCAGCUCAGAAAUUUGGUCAGGUUACACCCAUGGAAGUUGACAUCUUGUUUCGGUUAGCAGAUUUAUAUGAGCCAAGGGGACGUAUGACCUUAGCAGACAUUGAGCGGAUUGCUCCUCUGGAAGAGGGAACUCUGCCCUUUAACUUGGCUGAGGCCCAGAGGCAGAAGGCCUCAGGCGAUUCAGCUCGACCAGUUCUUUUACAAGUUGCAGAGUCGGCCUACAGGUUUGGUCUGGGUUCUGUUGCUGGAGCUGUUGGAGCCACUGCUGUGUAUCCUAUCGAUCUUGUAAAAACUCGAAUGCAGAACCAACGAUCAACUGGCUCUUUUGUGGGAGAACUGAUGUAUAAAAACAGCUUUGACUGUUUUAAGAAAGUGCUACGCUAUGAAGGCUUCUUUGGACUGUAUAGAGGUCUGUUGCCACAGUUAUUGGGAGUUGCCCCAGAGAAGGCCAUAAAACUUACAGUGAACGAUUUUGUGAGGGAUAAAUUUAUGCACAAAGAUGGUUCGGUCCCACUUGCAGCAGAAAUUCUUGCUGGAGGCUGCGCUGGAGGCUCCCAGGUGAUUUUCACAAAUCCUUUAGAAAUUGUCAAGAUUCGUUUGCAAGUGGCCGGAGAAAUCACUACUGGUCCCAGAGUCAGUGCCUUGUCUGUCGUGCGGGACCUGGGGUUCUUUGGGAUCUACAAGGGUGCCAAAGCAUGCUUUCUGCGGGACAUUCCUUUCUCGGCCAUCUACUUUCCGUGCUAUGCUCAUGUGAAGGCUUCCUUUGCAAAUGAAGACGGGCAGGUUAGCCCAGGAAGCCUGCUCUUAGCUGGUGCCAUAGCUGGUAUGCCUGCGGCAUCUUUAGUGACCCCUGCUGAUGUUAUCAAGACGAGAUUACAGGUGGCUGCCCGGGCUGGCCAGACCACUUACAGUGGAGUGAUAGACUGCUUUAAAAAGAUACUGCGUGAAGAAGGCCCAAAAGCUCUGUGGAAAGGAGCUGGUGCUCGUGUGUUUCGGUCCUCACCCCAGUUUGGCGUAACUUUGCUGACUUACGAAUUGCUACAACGAUGGUUCUACAUUGAUUUUGGAGGAGUAAAACCCAUGGGAUCAGAGCCAGUUCCUAAAUCCAGGAUCAACCUGCCUGCCCCGAAUCCUGAUCAUGUUGGGGGCUACAAACUGGCAGUUGCUACGUUUGCAGGAAUUGAAAACAAAUUUGGACUUUACCUACCUCUCUUCAAGCCAUCAGUACCUACCUCAGAGGCUAUUGGUGGAGGCCCGUAGGAAGAUCAGCCCCAGGAUAGUGCUGUCUUUUUGUGGGUACUCAGUAAAGAGCAUCCAGGUAAAGAGCAUCCCUCCUGGGAGUGAAGCGAUGCUUCAUCCCUUUUACAUCCAUCUCUUGUUUAAAUUCAAAUCCAGGCUUUUUUAUCAUGUGAAAUCAUUCAUUUUCUGGGUGUUUUCUUAACCAGAUCAUUGGGAAAUUAUUCAUAAUUAUUCUUUGGCCCUCUGCCCAGAAACCUUUGUUUGUAUCUGAAAAUUGAUGGGAUUUGGUCAACACUAACAUGAUUUGGGCAAAGGAGCAAGUCAGAAUAGAAAUUAGUACUCCCCUCCUUGAACUAGGAUUGUAGUCCCAAAGAGGCUACUGUAAGGCAAUCAUGGUGCUCGGAGCAGUGUUCUGUGUGUGUUUUAAACUGGUAGGAAACUGGGUGCAUAUUUAUACAAAUAAAAAACACUGGAAGACAUAAAAAAAUAUAUAUCAAAUAUAUUCAGCCUAGUUUCAAAUUUUAAGCAUGCACAAAUUCUGUCUCUGGAUUAUAUUAUGAAGCUUUUAUGUGAAACAUGUUUCUUUGUAAUGAAAACCACAUUGGAGAUGUUUAGUAAUCAUAUUCUGUUACUGGUACCAAGACUACUAGGGAAAUGCCUUUGUACUUUAGGGAAGUACUUUUGGCAUUUUAUUAUAUAGACGGAAAAAACUGAGAUGUAGCCCCUCUCCUGGAAGUGCUAAUUUUGAAAAACUGCUCAUGUGAUGUACAUGUACUGAUUACUGCCUAUUUUAAUAAACACUCUUGAAAAAUGCAUGUUACCCUGUUGCUGCCUGCCCUAUUCCCCUCAUCUCCCCAUCAUUGGCACCCACUUGCUUUUAAAAUUCACUUUAUCUUGAAUCAUGUAAGACAAAUAUAUUCUGAUAUAAGUAUUUAAUUCAUGUUGCCUUGCAUAAUGGUCAGAGGCACAUGAGUUUGUGAAGGUGGAAAUAAACUAUUUGUAAAGUGA
Molecule: messenger RNA, 3780 nt
Organism: Cercocebus atys (sooty mangabey)
Lineage: Eukaryota; Metazoa; Chordata; Mammalia; Primates; Cercopithecidae
Gene: SLC25A13
Product: solute carrier family 25 (aspartate/glutamate carrier), member 13
Exons: 16
Coding region: 1090-2793 (567 amino acids)
Biological process (GO): aspartate transmembrane transport; L-glutamate transmembrane transport; malate-aspartate shuttle
Molecular function (GO): calcium ion binding; L-aspartate transmembrane transporter activity; L-glutamate transmembrane transporter activity
Source: RefSeq, a predicted model, not a curated record